This is a messenger RNA of Topomyia yanbarensis, 1195 nucleotides long. RefSeq lists its product as uncharacterized. NCBI's taxonomy places the organism in Eukaryota, Metazoa, Arthropoda, Insecta, Diptera, Culicidae. The coding region runs from base 660 to 1160 and encodes 166 amino acids. The transcript has 3 exons. The record is from RefSeq and is a predicted model, not a curated record.
CUCUUUUCUUCUACGCCAUUUCCGCGGUUACACUACAAUAGUGACAAACCAUGACAACGAGCAGCAAUAAUCUCAGAAUCGGGCACUAGAACGUACGAGAGCUCGAGUGACACAUCGACGGGAUAAAGCACAUGCUGCAUAGAAAAUACUAACACCUUUUUGGGAUCAGCAAAAUAAAACUUAAAACUGCUCCAACUAGUUCUGUUAAAAUACCCGGUUACAAUUUCAUACGACAUUCGCUGCAGGGUGCAAGAGGGCAUGGAACGAAGGUGUUGGUUAGAAAGAUCAGCUCUAUCGGCUUACGAAAAAAAAGGAAAAUUGUAUUUUUCAUUUAAUGACCCAAUUGCAUAACGCUUGGAGUAUCUGAUUGUCAAGUCAAGCAUCAACAACUAUGACAUAGAUUUGCUGGAACUAAACAUCGACAGGGCGUAUAUCGUUAGUGAUUUUAAUAUCAACGUCACUCAGAUGUCCUACAACAUUGCAGCUGUUGGAAGGCUUCAUGAUAUUAACUUUGCUGUUCUGAACAUGCUCGGAUUACGGAUACCACCGCCACUACCAUCGAUCUUUUGGGGACUGAUUCUCCAUAAUCAAUUAUAAAGUCUACGACGGCACUGGGUAGCUCCAUCUCGGAUCAUGAGAUCAUCUACCUUAUUGCUAGUAUGCGCAUAUUGCACCUCUUCAUCGAUCACCUGCUUGAAGCGCCGGAAAACGAUUCAACUAAACAAAAACUUUCAGCGCUACUAAACAUUUCCAGCGUCGGCGAUGAACUUACCUUCACCCUCAAACAGGUGGACACCCUACUGCGCCAGUACUGCCUGAACGAAAUCAACGAGACCGAGUUGAAGUCCCACUUCACCCAGCUCAGCCCGGCAACACAACGCACCCUGGUGGACGUGAUCGAGCAACGCAAACCGGAGAUUGCUCAAUUCCUAAUCAACGAAAUCAAUGCAAAAGACAACGUGCUGAUGGAAUCGUUCGAUUGGGACGUCAAGUGGAUCAUGGGCAAUAGUAGCCUGGCCUCGAUACGGCAACAGAUUGUGACGGUCGCCAUAAAUUGUCGAGGGAAGGAUCUGAAACUGAAGACGGUUCGCUUCGAAAUGAAUCGAGAAAGAUUGGAGGAAUUUAUUAGAUUAUUGGAGCAGAGUGAUCAAAUAAAAUGAAAUAAAGGUAUUUUUAUUGGUUUUUAUUGUAAUAA